AUGCCCCAAGGAACAGACCUGAAGACCAAAGACCUCAAAACCGGAGCUAAAGAGGCGGCUAGAAGUCUCCGGGAAGAGCUGGGACCCAUCUCCACAGCCCUGCUUCAGAGCGACUGGUUUGUGGAGGCAGCGAUGAACAACAUUGGCAUGAGCGACGCAGCUGCAGCUAUGGCUCCUCUUUCUCCAGGACUUCGUAGCAGCCCACAGACUCCAACUUCUCCUAGGAAAUCACCUAAACAGAGUCUUGGAUCUUCAUCUCCGGGACUGCUAUCUCCUGCGAUGGGAAGAGCCAACGCCAAUGAUGAAGCAAAGCCAUCUUCAAGUGUUGUCAACUCACCCAGCCAUUCCAUCAUGAGCUCCCCAAAGCUAUGGCACAAGACGUCCAUCUGCAGGCUGGCAGAGGAGUUCUUCUGGAUUGGAGGGAGUGUGGUGGCACAGCCCAAGUGGAGACUGGGACAGAUAAUUGAGAGAUGCAUGUGCAGCAUGCAGACAGGGACACAGAUGUCCAAACUGAAGGGGAAGAAGAAAGGGCUGGUGCGCUUCUUUUACCUGGACGAGCAUAAGUCCUGUAUCCGCUGGCGACCAUCACGGAAGCACGACAAAGCCAAAAUUACCAUUGACUCCAUUCACGAGGUCUGCGAGGGGAAGAAGUCAGAGAUGUUCCGUAGAUACGCAGACAACCGCUUCGACCCCAACUGUUGCUUCAGUAUUUACUUUGGGGCUCGGGUCAAGUCCUUGGACCUGGUGACCAGUAACGCAGAACAAGCACGAACAUGGAUCCAUGGACUCAAGUACCUCAUGGCCGGGAUCAGCGAUGAAGACUGUCUGGCCCGAAGGCAGCGAACCCGAGACCAAUAUCCUUCACAGACUUUCUCAGAGGCUGAUAAAAAUUGUGAUGGGACUCUGAGUAUUGGAGAAGUUCACCAGCUGCUCCACAAACUCAACGUCAAUCUUCCCAGACAGAAAGUCAAGGAGAUGUUUCAGGAAGCAGACACAGAUGAAAACCAGGGAACUCUUGGGUUUGAAGAAUUUUGCUCAUUUUAUAAAAUGAUUUCAACGAGACGAGACCUGUACCUCAUCAUGAUCUCAUACAGCAACCAGAAGGAAGUGAUGGACUUACAGGAUCUGGCGCGAUUUUUGGAGAAUGAGCAGAAGAUGCGAGGUCUGGCAAGGGAACAUCUUGUCGACAUUAUGAACAAAUUUGAACCGUGUCCUGAGAACCUUCAGCGUUUAGUUCUGGGAAUCGAUGGUUUUACAAACUACAUGCGGAGUCCAGCGGGAGAUAUAUUUAACCCUGAGCACCAUCAGGUGAAUCAGGACAUGAGCCAGCCUUUGAAUAACUACUACAUUGCCACUUCUCAUAACACCUACCUGACCGGGGACCAGCUGCUGUCCCAGUCCAGGGUGGAGAUGUACUCCUAUGUUCUGCAGGACGGCUGCCGCUGUGUGGAGGUGGACUGCUGGGACGGCCCUGAUGGAGAGCCCAUCAUACACCAUGGCUACACUCUGACGUCCAAGAUCCUCUUCAGAGACGUGAUAGAAACUAUCAAUAAAUAUGCCUUCACCAAAACACCGUUCCCGGUUAUCUUGUCCAUUGAGAACCACUGCACUGUGCCUCAGCAGAAGAAAAUGGCAGAAUAUCUCAAAGAAGUCCUGCAGGACAAACUGGACCUGUCCUGUGUCAAUGCUCACGAGUUCAGGAAGCUACCGUCUCCUGAGAUCCUCAAGGGGAAGGUCUUGAUCAAGGGCAAAAAGCUGCCUGUAAACCUUGACCCCACUGCAGAGGAGGGCGAUGUGUCUGAUGAAGAUACUGAAAACGAGGACAUUGAGGAGGAGUCAGAUGAAGACGACCGUUCACCUGAUAGAAACAGCGCAACAUCUGCCAAUCCCCCCAAGAAGGCAAAGCGCUUUGGAAGGUCAAUCAUGAGAAGUUUUAAACGAAAGAGGAAAAAGAGAGCGCGCUCCAAAAACAAAUCAGUGUCAGAUGGAGAGUCGGAUUACAAUGGCAGCAGAGACAGGACUCAGAUUGUCUAUCAUCCAAAAAAAAGGAAAACAAUGAGGCUUUCUCGCGCCCUGUCUGAUCUGGUCAGGUACACCAAAUCCGUGCGAGUUCAUGACAUAGAAACACAAGCGAGCACCAACAGUUGGCAGGUGUCUUCUCUCAAUGAGACUGUUAUGAACCAGAUCUUGCAGCUGAAACCCGGGGAGUUGGUCCGUUUUAACCAGAGACAGCUCCUCAGAGUCUAUCCAUCCAACUACAGAGUGGACUCCAGCAACUUCAACCCUCAGCCCUACUGGAACACUGGCUGCCACAUGGUUGCGUUGAAUUAUCAAACUGACGGUCGAAUGCUGGAGCUGAACCGGGCCAAGUUUGCCAGCAACGGAAACAGUGGAUUUGUGCUGAGGCCCAAGUGCCUCAAUAAAGGUGCCUUUAAUCCCAUGUUAGAUGAUCCUCUGCCAGGACAUAGAAAAACACAGUUAAUCCUGAAAAUCAUUAGUGGACAGCAGCUUCCAAAACCAAAAGAUUCAAUGUUGGGAGACAGAGGAGAGAUCAUUGAUCCCUAUGUUGAGGUGGAAAUUAUUGGUCUACCCAUGGACUGCGAAAAGAAACAAACAAGAGUCGUGGAUGAUAAUGGUUUUAAUCCUAUGUGGGAGGAGACUCUUGUGUUCAACAUUCAAAUGCCUCAAAUAGCUCUGGUGCGAUUUGAGGUGUGGGACCAUGAUCCAAUUGGACGUGACUUCAUUGGACAGAGAACGAUAGCUUUGAGAAGUAUGCUCCCAGGCUAUCGUCAUGUGUACCUGGAAGGCAUGGCAGAGUCCUCCAUUUUUGUUCAUGUUGCCAUCCACGACAACACUGGAAAGGUGAAACCCACUAAUGCCGUCCAAGCCGCUAAGAAACACAUCCAGAAGGCAGCUCAGAAGCACAUAAAAGGACAACCUCGACAAGCGUCUUUGGACUUCUCUGUCCAGUCUUCAGACGAUGCACGUUCAAUUUAUCGGCGAGAUCUGGACACGUUGUCACAGGACAGUAAAAAUGGGGACGGUUUUCCUUUUGGUCCUGCAGCUAUGGCAGCUAUCCACAAGGGCGCGAUGAGCGAGCCAGUGCGGCGCGCCCAACGGAAUCAGACGGACAUUAGAGACUCCAGCGGCCCCAAGACCCUCCUCACCAAUACGGACCAAACACCGAUCGCAAAGUUGCCCGCCGAAACAUUUACCCUCACAGACGCCAAUGUUGAACCGUAA
Molecule: messenger RNA, 3243 nt
Organism: Knipowitschia caucasica
Lineage: Eukaryota; Metazoa; Chordata; Actinopteri; Gobiiformes; Gobiidae
Source: the annotation of a GenBank genome assembly